GUUCCAAGGUUCCGGUGCACGCGGCUCUCUAUCUACAAGCGUAUUCUAAAGAGAUGAUGCACCAUGAGCGUAGCACGAUAGGAAGGUGGCGGCAUGUGUUGGUGUAUAUAUGCACUCCGUGCCAGCAUUUCAUCCCACAGACUGUUCAGUUGGGUACUUACUUUUGAUCGUAUUUUUGAAGGUGUGCUAUCAUCAUGUUCCAAGAUAUUACAAAACCGCCACCGUCGCUUCCCACAAUAGAACUUCUUCGAGUAGACACAGGAGUAUCCGUACUGUCACCACUAGUCCGUAGAGGUACUGGACCUCCAUUGAUCAUCCUCACUGCAAACAACGAUGACUCCACAAAAAUAGUUGAAGGAGUCCCAUCGCAUCUGGUAAAAUGGGCUGAAGAGGGAUUUACGGUUGCUGAAAUUCAGCAACACGCACUCGAGGAACAUGCAGCCGGGGCCUUGAAGCGAAGUAUCCAGGCUUUGAGGGAGAACCCAAAAUGCGAACCUAAAGACAAUAUUGGACUCGUUGCGUACGAACCAGCUUCAUGGAACCUGGCUGCAGAUGCUGUCAACGACAGACCCGAUAUCAAGGCUGCAGUAAUUUACGCAGAUGCCUCGGAAAAAGUUGCUAUAUCAGCUUCAAAGGUGGCUGUUUUGCAUCAUUUGGCAGGCAGUAAAAGCAACAAUCCGACGAGAUCAACCCUUCUAACAGAAUAUCACUAUCCCGGAGUCGAGACCUACAAGUUCGCAACACCCUUUCAUAAUGCCUUCCACUACACCACGGAAGCACUGUCACAUACUCGCUCUCUCACACAUCUCAAGUCUCGCUUGGGUGGCCCUUAUUUUGAUCUCGAAGUCAUUUGGGAUGAACACUGUUACUAUGAAUUCGCGGAUCGGUCGGUUGAGCAUACCAUGAGCACGAUGGUACAAGAGCCAUACGUCAAUCACGUACCUACUCUUACAGGAGGCGUGAGCCGAGGGCCACUGACGGAUUUCUACCGGCAUAACUUCAUUUUCAACAAUUCUGCUGAUACAGCACUGGAGCUUGUCAGCAGGUCUAUUGCAAUUGACCGGGUCAUCGACGAGUUCAUCUUCAGUUUCACGCAUGAUCGUGAACUGGACUGGCUGGUACCUGGAAUCCCUCCGACAAAUCUGAAAGUCGAAGUCCCAUUCUCAGCUGUUGUUAACAUUCGUGGAGACCGCCUAUACCACGAACACAUCUCGUGGGAUCAAGGCACUGUUUUGAGGCAGCUGGGGCUGUUGCCCGAGUAUCUUCCAUUUCCUCACCCGCUGCCAGAUGGUAGAUCUCCUGCGCCAGGCAAAUCGUUCGAAUAUCGAGUCCCUGUCGCAGGCACCGAUACUGCAAACAAGAUGCGUGACCGGAAUCUAGUGCAGUCAAAUGAGAUGUUCGACUUCAAGAUCAGAGAAGUGUAGAUUAUAAUUAGAUAGUACACAUUUGAAUGAUUGCUAC
This is a messenger RNA of Boeremia exigua, 1461 nucleotides long. RefSeq lists its product as uncharacterized. The transcript is spliced from 4 exons. Lineage: Eukaryota; Fungi; Ascomycota; Dothideomycetes; Pleosporales; Didymellaceae. Gene Ontology annotation, biological process: polyketide metabolic process. Bases 195 to 1424 code for a protein of 409 amino acids. The record is from RefSeq and is a predicted model, not a curated record.